AUGAAACAGGUAUCACUACAGCAGAGAUCUUGAUUACUCAUCUGAUAUCGCAGUUUAUAAUAAUCGUGAUCCAAGUGUCGGUGGCGUUGAUUCUUAGCUUUGGACACUACGAUAUGGAUUGCGAGGGAUCAAUGUUUGGGAUCGUUGCGAUAAGUAUACUUUCAGCACUGUGCGGAAUGGUAUACGGAAUGAUAUGGCCGAUCGAGGGAAUGCCAAAGGUUCUUAAAUGGUUCAGUUUAAUGUUGCCUAUGACAGUACCAGGUAACACACUGAGAGAAAUCAUGCACAAAGGAACUGACUUCCACGAUCCGGACGUGUACUCAGGAUUUCUAGUGAUCAGUGCAUGGAUUUUGGGACUUCUAGUUAUUUCUCUGUUUCAAUUAAAAAGAUCAGGUUAAAACUGAUGCUGGAAAAGGACGUUAAAUCGAAUGAUGAAUCCCGCGCUUUCACAAGUUUCAUAGGGUUGUCCUCUUUGAAAUUUAUUAAUUAAAAAGAUUAAUUAAUUAUUGCGUUAGUUUGUAGCUGUAUAGUUAGUUUGUAUCUGUGUAUAUAGUAGUGAUUACAUGAAAAUGCAACGAAAAUGGUACAAC
Molecule: messenger RNA, 590 nt
Organism: Heterotrigona itama
Lineage: Eukaryota; Metazoa; Arthropoda; Insecta; Hymenoptera; Apidae
Source: the annotation of a GenBank genome assembly